Molecule: messenger RNA, 2787 nt
Organism: Lethenteron reissneri (Far Eastern brook lamprey)
Lineage: Eukaryota; Metazoa; Chordata; Hyperoartia; Petromyzontiformes; Petromyzontidae
Product: thiosulfate:glutathione sulfurtransferase-like
Source: RefSeq, a predicted model, not a curated record
UAAAGAUAAGAUCAGCGGAGGGCCCCCUGGGCGUUUAAAGGCACGCGGUGGGCAGCCACUCACGGACUCCUCCGCCUUUGCUAUAUACCCCGGGCGAGGGCUACGAGACCUGCAGCAAUCUAUCUCUCCCUCAAUGUCUGCGGUGACAGACAAGGUCUCCUAUGAGGAGCUGAAGCGGUUGCUGCAGAGCAGAGACGUCAGAGUGUUCGACGUGCGGGAGCCAUGUGAAACGGAGGAGGGAAUGAUACCUUCAGCCAUCAACAUUCCAGUGGGGAAGAUCAACGACGCUUUCAUCCGAGAUUCUGGCACAUUCAAGGGCCUCUACGGGGUGGACAUGCCGCACAAGGAAGACAACAUUGUGGUUUACUGCCGAUCUGGAAUGCGUGGACAAACAGCACUUUACAGCCUGCGAAGACUCGGCUACACAAAGUCGCGCAACUACACGGGGGGCUACACAGAAUGGACUUCCAAGGCCAAGAAGUUGUGAUGCAGCAUCACCUUCAUGGCUCUGCUCAGGCCAAUGCGCACACCUGAAUGACUUGAUAUUUGACUGUUUUCAUAUACAGUAAUUACAGUAUGUGUAUUGUAUGUGUGUGUACACACGCACAGAAUGUUGUCAAUAUAAAUUUUUUUAUUUAAUUUUGAUAUAUAUAUAUGUUCAUGGUUAAAUAUUUAGCAAAAUUCAAACGUAAUGCUACUGAAUCAUUUUGUGGGAAAUAAGUGUAUACAAUUCAGGAGAGGGGUUUAAAAUAAUAAGUAUAUUACAUGCUGCAUAGUAUAUAUUUGUGUAUUUAUGCAGUACAAUUACACAUGGCUAUGAUGCUAUAUACAUUAAACUAACCUCUCUGACAUUAAUUGAGUCCACUAUUGUGCUGGUGGGGUUUUUAAUAAAAUCUUAGACAUAAUAUAAUCAUAUCGGAAACUCAAAUGAUUAAACCAAAACAUAAUUGUUCUGAUCGUGUCUUAUCUUGUAGGUGCAUACCUAGGCAGUGUGUUUCAAAUACUUCAAAUAUUAAUUUGAAUGCUUUUUUGAAUGAGAAAAACACUUCAAUCUAUGGCCAAUGCAUCAUGGCACCCUUGUGAUCUAACUCCAGUACAUUUUCAUAAGAUACAUCAAUGGGUGUGACAUCGAUAUUCCCUGUUGGGUGGCACACUUCAGAACUUUAAAGCCUUUUCUCAUUAAUGGGAGCUCCAAGCUUGUGUCGGACAGCCCAAGAAACACAGCCUGGGUGCGUGUCUGUCUGUCCGUCUGUCUGUAGGUGGGAGGGAGGGAGUGUUAUGGAAUCAUCCUGUUUAUAAAACUGGCCAAAGUACUCAAAGGGUUGUCCAAAGUUAGAGAUAGGACAGGUCCUCUCCAGCGCAGUCGCUAUCACAGCCCGUCGUCUCAUUGCACCCUCAGCGCGCACCGGAUCCUGCACACCUUCCAUGAGUUCUGGUCAUUAAAUGCCUCCCGAGGACAAAUGCAUUCUGAAAAUUAUUCCAGAACCCCCAUGAAUGCGUAUGAAUUUUCUUCCUUGUUUGGAUGAGACCUGCCUUUUAAAGCGAUUCAGGGAGCAAUAUGCAGUUAUUAAAUGCUCAGAAAUGCAUUGUAGGCAUAUAUGUAUGGUUAAUGGGUGCUCCAUCCUCACCAACAUAAGACUGUAUUAAUAGAUGUGUUUUUAACAAAUUGUAACAUACGGUGUAUAAUGGUGAAGACCCAUAUGCAUUUUUGAAUGAUGUAUGAAGGCAACGAUCGUGAAAUGAUAUUGCACAUAAUUUUAGCAUUGCAUAAUCCAGCUAUGCUUAGAAGAUGUUCAUAAAAUUUGCAUGGAAUUGUGUCACAAACAUUUAAUUUAGACAAAAAAGAAAGUCUAACUGGGCAUGUCAGCUAAUAAAAACUUUUUUUUUGGUCCAUGAAAAAAGAUUGAAACACCAAAUCCUCAUGUAGAAACAAAUCAAUUAGUAAACAGAACUUGUGUUUGAAUAUCAAAAUAAGAAAAUUUGUAAAUAUUUAAAACAAUGACAUUGAGUGCACUUUGGAAGAGCAGAAACUGGAAAUAAUUUCUUUUUAAUCUUAUAAAUGAACAAAAGGGACACCAUCAUGCCAAAUGUGUGCAUGGGUCUCCAUCUGUAACAAGUGAAUAUUUGACUACUGUAUCCGCCAUAUGAGACACUCAGGAAAGUGAGGCACACCCCAAACUUGCGUCUGGUGUUAAUACAUAUAUACAAAUAUGGUCGCAAGCACAUCUGUGUAGUGACAUCGCUGGAUGCCACCAUGUUGUGGGUGUAGUACCGGCCCUAGAGGGGCACGGUGUGCGCUGUUAAUAGCGCUGGGUGGCACCAGGCUGUAAGUGCAGUGCCGGCCCUACAGGAUAGGGUGUGUGGGUGCCAACCGAAGGCUAAGGUUGUGUGAGGCCAUGGCAAUCUGGUUGACCCGGGAGGACACGUGACUGGUUAAGUUGACAGAGGGGCCCCAAGAGAGGGCUAGGGCGGUCACGUGAUUGGGACCCAGAUCCUUCCCGAGGGUUCUGGAAGGUGGACGUGGCCAAGGGUGGAGCCGGCCACGCCACAGAGAAUAUCAGCCGGGUCCGGAGAGGGACCAGCGUUGUUCAUCUCUGGAAAGAAACCCUUCGUCUACGAUCUCCGUUCAACGAGUCUUCCAGCACGUGGACGUUGUAGUCCCGGGUCCGUAGUAACAGUUACGUGGUAACUAGUGUAGUUAGCCGGGUGGUCACCACCUUAGGUUGUUAUUCUGUUAAGGGGAAGUUACCCCGUGUAUUGGAACUGAAUAAAUGUGUUGCCUCCAAA